AUAGCUCCAUGGCUGUGCGAGGAAGCAGAUUGUCUGUCAGCAAUUGUCCUAUGGACAGAAUAUCAUCAUCGGUCACCACGGUAUAGAUGUACGAGUCGUUUAAACUUUCAUCCAUCCACCUAGAAUAAUACCAUAAUAGUUAGAGAAAUAAACACUUUUCUCUAUUCGACGUGUGUCCUAGUGUUGGAAUGGUGCCCACAGACUUAUAAGCUUUUGUAUAAUGUUAGCUAUCGAAAUAGAUAGCUCUGCAUUUGUACAAUACAGAGGGUGGUACCUAGAUUGUUAGUAAAAUGUUAUUUAUUCAUUAUAAAGUACCUGUCAUAUCAGUGUGGAGCGGGGAACCUUUUGACCAUCUUUAAGACAUGUUAAGCAGCUCCCCAUCAUCUAGUCCGUGCGUUUUGGCUGCAGCCUACUUCUGUAUCAUGUGUGAUUUGAAGGUUUAUAAGGGAAUCUGCUGUGGACGCAGGGUCUGUAGUGCAUAGCCUUCUCGGACUGAUAAUUUGAACGACUCAUUCAUGAGUUAUUUGAGGAAAUUACUUUGAAACGAUGUUAUCAUCAGCUGACAGGCACCAACUUACUUCUUCAGUUUGCCACUGAGUUAUAAGAACACUACCGGGUGUGGACGAUCUGGGCCAUUGUUAGCUGUAACACUCGAUUAUUACCGAAGCAGGCACGUAUCAAUCUCUGGGUAAAACCUCUUGUACGGGUGUGAUAGAUUGCGUUAAAUGUUAGAAGGCUAUGUCACAUCACACACAGUGGGUUUACAUCAUGUAUGUGGUCAGUCGUUUCUUCGUCAAUCCGUGCGGAUGACACGGCCACCAGUGUUUAGGGGAGAUUGUAAUAACCCUGUCGUUGGGCUGUCAGUGCUUCACUGAAUUACCUGAUUGCCCAUAUCGUUUGCGAGGACGUUUAUAUCCUAGCCAGUUAGUCAUGUAGCUCGGAGGUUCACAAGCUCUUUUGUUAUUCCGCACUCCGCAGAUCGAUGACUGCGGUGUUACACACACUGUUAUUCACAAUUUUUGUGUCCCUCUUGUAUAUAGAUGUACAGUCUUUUGGUUACUUUUUUGGAGGUGUUAUCCUAACAGUGCUGGUUGCUAUGGCAUUUUUAAAUGGACCCAGAUUACUUGACUGGGCAAAUUCACCUCCACAUCUUCAGUUUAACAAAUAUGUUCUAACUGGAUAUCGACCAAUAUCGUCGGUUCAAGACUGCAUUCGAAGUCUUUUUUAUCUGCACAAUGAACUGGGAAAUAUCUACACGCAUGGCAUCCCGCUGCUAUGCUUCCUGGUGCUGCUCCCUCUCAACAUCCCCUGGUCCCAGAUCAGUGUGACGUGGCUGGGUGUGGUGCACUUCCUGGCCUGCCUGUCACCGCAGCUGGGCUCGGUGCUCUACCACCUGUUCAUGAACCACGAGGGCGGCGAGCCCGUCUACCACACGCUCCUCACCCUGGACAUGUGCGGCAUCUGCAUGAUCAACACCCUGGGUGCCCUCCCCAUCGUGUACAGCACGCUGCUCUGCUACCCGUUCACGCGGACGGUGGCGCUGCUCGUGUACAUCCUGCUGUCCAGCUACGCCAUCUACUGUGCCAUCACGGCGCGCAGCAGCGUCCGGCGCCUGCGCUCCUUCGCCUGGCAGGCGCUCUUCCGCUUCUCCUUCUUCCUGCUGCGCUGGGCGGGGGUGGGGGGCGGGAGCCCCACCUCGCUGCGCCACUUCCUCACCAUGGACGCGCUGGCCGUGCUCGGCGGGGUCAUCAACAUCACGCGCAUCCCCGAGCGCUUCCGCCCGGGCCUCUUCGACUACUGGUGCAACAGCCACCAGAUCAUGCACGUGCUGGUGGUGGGCUCCAUCCUCUACCUGCACUGGGGCGUGCUGGACGACCUGCUGUGGAUCAACAGCUACCACUGUCCCUCGGACUGA
Sardina pilchardus (European sardine) is the source of this 1915-nucleotide messenger RNA. It is a transcript of the gene paqr4a, whose product is annotated as progestin and adipoQ receptor family member IVa. The record is from RefSeq and is a predicted model, not a curated record. Gene Ontology annotation, cellular component: membrane. Lineage: Eukaryota; Metazoa; Chordata; Actinopteri; Clupeiformes; Clupeidae. Gene Ontology annotation, molecular function: signaling receptor activity. The transcript is spliced from 3 exons. Bases 983 to 1915 code for a protein of 310 amino acids.